Molecule: messenger RNA, 6147 nt
Organism: Lathyrus oleraceus (garden pea)
Lineage: Eukaryota; Viridiplantae; Streptophyta; Magnoliopsida; Fabales; Fabaceae
Product: DDT domain-containing protein PTM
Exons: 10
Coding region: 271-5352 (1693 amino acids)
Source: RefSeq, a predicted model, not a curated record
AUAAUGAAUAUUAAAACUCGUUCACUGAGUCGCUCCAGAAGAAAUUGUUCUCUGCAUUUUCUGCCACUAGGGUUAUCUUCCCUUUUGUUCUUCAACCUGUUCGUUUCAGCGCCUCGAUUUCCUCUGAAGCAGAGAAUUCAACGUCUUCAUUGGUGUUCUUCGUACACUAAUCAGGAUCCGCCUAAACCCUAACGUUUUCGCGGCAGAAACCAAUAGUUUCUGAGCAAAAUUUAAAGGCUCUGUGUCUCUGUAUUGGAAUUUGGGAUUGAUAUGGAGCAGCCUGUUGCGAGAUCGAGGGGUCGUCCGAGGAAACGGAGAAAGGAGGAUGAGAAGGACGGUAAAUCUGUUCCCGACGCUAAGAGGCAAGCGUUGGAGAGGAAACCAGUUGCAUUGGUUGGAAGGUACGUGCUAAAGAAGUUCCCUAGAAAUGGUGUUUUUCUAGGGAAAGUAGUGUAUUAUGAAUGCGGUCUUUAUAGAGUCAUUUAUGAAGACGGGGAUUUUGAGGAUUUAGAGAGUGCAGAAAUCCGUCCUAUUCUUAUAAGUGAUGCUGUGGAUUUUGACGUUGGUCUGAUAAAAAGGAGGACCAAAUUGGAGAAGUUAGUGUUGCAGAAUAGGGCUAAGGCUGCAGAUGUGGCUGAUAUGGCUUCACCAAAAUCCGUGAAAGAGGAAUCUGCUGUUGAUGUGACUGGUCCAAGUGAAUUGGAUGGGGGAUUAUCAGUUGAAAAUGAUAAUGAUGAAGAUGAUGGGGCUGAUGAUGAUUUGUCCAGUGUCUCUGUUUCUGAUGUUGAGACAGCGCCUUUGCCACCGCCGUUGUUGUUGCCACCUUCAUCUGGAACUAUUGGUGUUCCGGAGCUGAGUGUCUCCCAUCUUUUUUCUGUCUAUGGAUUUUUAAGAUCAUUCAGCACUCGAUUGUUUCUUCAUCCCUUUACUUUGGAUGAUUUUGUUGGUUCUCUUAAAUGUCAAUUCUCUAAUACUUUGUUUGAUGCUAUUCACUUUUCUCUGAUGCGGGUGUUGAGGCGUCAUCUUGAAACCCUGUCGCCUGAGGGAUCUGAGCUUGCAUCACAAUGCCUUAGGUGCUACGAUUGGAACUUGCUCGAUACGUUGACUUGGCCUGUUUUUGUCAUUCUGUAUUUGUUGGUUAAUGGGUUCACGAAAGGACCCGAAUGGAAAGGAUUUUACGAUGAGGUUUUUAGUGGCGAAUAUUAUUUGUUGCCUGUAAGUAGGAAGUUAGUGAUACUGCAAAUUCUUUGUGAUGAUGUUUUGGAAUCUGAUGAGCUGAAAACUGAAAUGAACAUGCGAAAGGAGUCAGAGGUCGGGAUGGAUUAUGAUGCAGAAGAUAUCCUUCCUGCAGAAACAGGCCCCAGAAAAGUCCAUCCAAGAUAUGCCAGGACCUCUUUUUGUGAGGAUAAAGAAGCUAUAAAAUUGGUUUCAGCAUCAAUUGCUGUAAACCAACCUUGUAACUCUAUUUCACAUUGCAGAGAAAUAGAAAGCACUGGGGAUGGGGAUGCUGAUAGAAACGGAGAUGAUUGCCGCCUCUGUGGUAUGGAUGGAACCCUUCUUUGCUGUGAUGGAUGUCCCUCUGCUUAUCAUUCAAGGUGUAUUGGUGUAAUGAAAAUGUUUAUACCAGAAGGACCAUGGUAUUGUCCAGAGUGCAAAAUCAACAUGGCUGGGCCCACAAUUGCAAAGGGAACCUCACUUAGAGGGGCUGAAAUAUUUGGAAAGGAUUUGUAUGGCCAGCUCUUCAUGGGCACAUGCGACCACUUACUCGUGCUUAACAUUGACAACAAUGAAGUUUGUCUUAGAUAUUACAAUCAGAAAGACAUCCCUAAAGUUGUCCAAGUGCUUUAUGAAUCCAUGCUGCACAGGCCAAUGUACUAUGAUAUUUGCAUGGCUGUGUUACAAUAUUGGAAUGUUGCAGAAAAGUUCUUACCCCUUCCUGCUUCAACUGAAACAAAUAUAAAGGAUGAGUCACAAUUUCCCGCUCCUUUACUUCCUCCUCCAAGCGAAGAGAACCAUAAGCCUGUUAGUUUGGUCCAGGGAGAGAACUCUCCAACCACUGCAAGUUUGAUUCACAAUAGUAAUAUGGUGUCUUCUCUUGAUGCAUUAGAAGUUAUAACUCAAAGUCCUGCUCUUGAUAGCAGCGGCAUUGCUAGAAGUGAAGAGGGCCUUACUAUGAAUAAGAACCUUGGUGAGGAAACUAGAAUGGAGGCAAUAAUUUCAGCUGGUUCUGUUAGUCAUCAGUCCAACCUGAACUUUCAGAAUUCUGUCAAUAUGUCAACUGCUAUAGAUGCCACUAAGUGCUCUUUGAUAAACAGUCAAUUAAGUAAUUGUGUCCAUGCAAAUGAUAUGGGGUUGCCUUUGAAUUUUUCUUCGCAAAACAAAGAAAGUGCCCAAUUAGGUUUUGGAAAGUCUGAAUACAAUGCAAAUGCUGAUUUUUGUUACAUGGGUUUCUUAUAUAAACCCAUGUCAUACAUAAAUUACUAUAUGCAUGGUGAUUUUUCUGCAUCAGCAGCUUCCAAGUUUGUCAUCGUUUCUUCAGAGGAAUCUAGGUCAGAGGGUCUUGUGUCAGACAGCCAGAAGAAAACUGCAUCAGCAUAUACUUAUAUGCAAGCAAAAGCAUUCUCACUAGCAGCUUCACGUUUCUUUUGGCCUAGUUCUGAAAAAAAGCUUGUGGAGGUUCCUAGAGAGAGGUGUGGUUGGUGCAUUUCCUGUAAAGCCCCUGUUGCUAGCAAGAGAGGGUGCAUGUUAAAUCAUGCUCUUAUAAGUGCAACGAAAAGUGCUGUGAAAAUCCUUGCUACUUUUUCUCCUAUAAGGAGUGGAGAGGGAAUUCUUCCUAGCACCAUUGCGACCUACCUUUUAUAUAUGGAGAAUUGUUUACAUGGUCUAGUAGUUGGCCCCUUCACAAAUUCAAGCUUUCGAAAGAACUGGCGUAAGCAAGUGGAACAUGCCACAACAUUUAGUGCUAUCAAGCCACUUCUACUCAAACUUGAGGAGAACAUUCGAGUCGUUGCUUUUUGUGGCGACUGGGUUAAGCUGAUGGAUGAUUGGUUGGUCGAAUUUCCCACUAUACAAAGUGCCACAUCUACUCUUGGAACAACUCAGAAACGUGCACCAAGUGGGAGGCGUAAUAAAAAGAAGUCAUCUAUUGAUGAAGCUACAGUUAAUGUUUCUAAGGAAGGUAUGUGGUGGCGUGGUGGGAAAGUUACCAAGUAUAUUUUUCAGAGUGCAGCUUUGACGAAAUCCAUGGUCAGAAAAGCAGCCCGCCAAGGUGGUUCUAGGAAAAUUUCUGGUGUUGUAUAUGCCGAUGGCUCUGAAAUUCCCAAAAGAAGUAGACAGCUUGUUUGGAGAGCCGCAGUUCAAAUGAGUAGGAAUGCUUCACAGCUGGCACUCCAGGUCAGAUGUCUAGAUUCUUAUCUUAGAUGGAGUGAUCUGAUUCGUCCAGAGCAGAACAUACAGGAAGGGAAAGGUCAAGAGACUGAAGCUUCUGCUUUCCGAAAUGCAAAUAUUUGUGACAAAAAACUUGUGGAGGGAAAAGUUUGUUAUGGAAUAGCUUUUGGGAGCCAAAAGCAUCUUCCUAAUCGGGUGAUGAAAAGUGUUGUUGAAAAAGAGCAAUUCCCAUUGGGAAAAGAAAAGUAUUGGUUUUCUGAAACUCGCAUUCCUUUAUAUUUGGUAAAAGAGUAUGAAGAAGGUAAUGAAAAGGUUCCAUGUGAAGAGCAGUAUAGUGGUGCAUCUCAGUUGCAUAGAAGGCGGUUGAAAGGUACCUGCAAAGGCUGCAAUGACAUAUUCUUUUACCUCGUUUGCAGGAGAGAUAACUUGGCAUUCUCGUGCUCUUCAUGUCAGAUGGGCAUUUCAAUUCGGAAUGCUCACAAGUGUAAUGCAUGUCAAGGUUAUUGUCAUGAGGACUGUUCCAUAAGCUCAGUCUUGAGACUCUCUACAAAUGGGAGAGUUGAGUGCUUGACCACAUGCAAACGAUGUCACCAUGCCAAGUUACUUGCUCCAAAUGUAACUAGCAAUGAAUCUCCAACCAGUCCCUUAAUCUUACAGAGACAGGAAAACAGCAGUGGGACUGGGAUUAUUUUUAAGGGACCAAGGCCAAAGGUCAGUCAUUCUGAUGUGAAACAAGUCAAUUCCAUGUCAGGUUUGAAAGGAUCUAAGCGUAAAUCUCAUGAUCAAACUUCGACUUCUACCAAGAAAAAGAAUAGUCAUUCUGACACAAAACAAGCCGUGGCUGAUUCUACUUUGGCAUCAAGCAACCGUCGCAACAAUAAUUGUUCCUGGGGUAUAAUAUGGAAAAAGAGAAAUAAUGAAGAUACAAACAUUGAUUUUACGAUAAAAAACAUAUUAUUAAAGGGAGGAUCAAACAUACCUGAUUUGUCUCCUGUUUGUCACUUAUGCAAAAAUGACUAUAGGUCAGAUCUAAUGUAUAUUUGCUGCGAGACAUGCCAAAAUUGGUAUCAUGCUGAAGCUGUUGAACUUGAAGAAUCCAAAAUUUCGAAUGUGUUGGGCUUCAAAUGUUGCAAGUGUCGCAGGAUAAAAUCACCUGUCUGUCCUUACCCCGAUUCAAAGCCAAAGUCAGAAGUUAAGAAAUCUCGCAGAAGGGCUUCAAAGAAACAACAUUCUGGACCUGAUUCUGAUUCUGGUGCAUUUAAUGAUAUGAGAGAGUCUGAACCUGCUACUCCUGUGUUUCCUGUGGAGAAUGAUCCUUUACUUUUCUCUCUUGCAAAUGUUGAGCUGAUUACAGAACCUAAUAAAUUAGAUUCGGAUGUUGAGUGGAACACUCUCUCUAUGCCAGGGCCUCAGAAAUUACCCGUGAGAAGGCAUGUUAAGCAUGAGGGGGGUGAUGAUGGUUCUGUUUCAGGAAUACCUUUUCAUGAUGAAUUUUCAACAUACAGUGAAGCAGGUAAUAUGUCCAAUCCUGCAGAUUCGAUAUUACCUUUGGAAUACGACUCUGCUGUUUUUGACAGCAAUCUGCUGAGCAACUCUGAGUUUGUAAAUAACGAUGACAACAUGUUUAACGAUAAUACCAUCUUUGAUGUAAAUGACCUGCUGCGCUCAGAUGACAGCCAGAUUGGUGAAGGUGAUGUGACUGGGGAAUUAUUGGGAUACAACAUGGACCAGAAUGAUGAAGGUGAUGUGCCUGGGGAAUUAUUGGGAUACAACAUGGAGAAUUCUGUUCCUGAAGAAUAUGGAGAUGGCAAUUUUUUCUGUUCUAAAUGUUUACAAACUGAACCUGGCCCUGAGUUUUUUUGUGGGACUUGUGGGGUUUUGUAUCAUGGCCAUUGUUUGCCUUGGCCUGAAUCAGCUUCCGAUCCUUUACAUUGGACGUGUCAGACUUGCCGGGAUUGGCAAUAACAUCUAGGUGUGUCAUCCUGUUGAGCUUUGUGCUGCUGGAUUUUGGAAGUUGUUUUAGCAGAGGUGGCGAGUUCUUGUGAAGAAUGUUGAUUAGACAAUCAUCGGAGCUGGGUCAAGGAGCUGGGUCAAUGAAUCAUGUAUGGAUUGGUUGCAGAUAGCUCACCCUGAACGGGUGAGUAGCUGUAGCAUUUGGGGGCAAAUUUAUUUUGUGCACUUUGAGACGUUAGUUGGCUUCCUGGGUGCCUAGAUGGCCCAAUUUUGUGAAACACAAAUCGAGUGGUAUGGUUUUCAGUCUGCAGUUUUUGGUUUAGUUGAUACUAUCCGACCAUGGUUUAUUGGCUGAUUUUAUUCUCUUGUCCGCACAUUGGAUUGUUUUUCCCAUUUUACAAUCCACAAAUUGUCCGAUCAUAGAGAGAAGCAGGUUUUUCCAAGUAUGGUGCUUUUCUCGCACAAUAAUUAUUUGUAUAGAUUAGAAUACUCAUUUUUUGAGUUUGGGCUAGAUGAACAAGCUGCACUCAAUUGAAAAAAGAAUUUCUAUACUGCACAUUCAUAUUCACUCACAAUGAAGCUCAAGUAACAGGUAAUUAUUGGUAUAAUUACCUGGUAUUUGACUAGUCAUACUCCAGCGAGUGUGUGACGCUUACUGUAUUGAUGUCCUUUGUCCAACACUAUUGAAUAGGUACAGGUACAGCUCAAACCUGUAUGGUUAAGAAGCUCUUUAUAGCGUCAAUUAUAAAUUUUCUAAAUGAGUAAUUCAGCGUUUGGAAAUUGAACUGAAUUAUUUCCUUUAAGAUA